Molecule: messenger RNA, 1305 nt
Organism: Aureobasidium vineae
Lineage: Eukaryota; Fungi; Ascomycota; Dothideomycetes; Dothideales; Saccotheciaceae
Source: the annotation of a GenBank genome assembly
AUGAUGAGAACUGGUGUUGCUGCCCUCGGCGCUCUGUCGCUGAUCAACCUCGCCUCUGCUAAGCCUUCUGGUCACCACCGUAAGUCGACUAAUGGGAGUCGAUCCAUUGGCACAACGAUCCUAAUUGUCUAUCAGAAGAAGGACGUCGUCUACGAGACCGACUACUCCUACGUGACCACCCAGCUCCCCAACGUUGUCGUCUUUGUCGACGAGAACGGCGCUCCUUACUCCACCUCCACUGAGGGCCAGGCCUCUGCAACCUCUGCUGCUGCCGCCGUUGUUGCCUCUUCCGCCCCCGUCUACUCUGAGGCCUCUUCGUCCUCCACCGAGAUUUACGUGGCUCCCACUCCCACCACUCUUGCCUCUGUCGUCAAGUCUUCCUCCUCCGAGGCUGCCUCCACCACUCAGGCCCCUGUCUACUCUUCGGCUGCUGCCUACAGCUCCGUUGCUUCCUCCUCCAAGGCCGCUGCUUCAUCCUCCGCUGCCUCCAACGGCAAGGGUCCUCAGGGCUACGGUAUCGUCUACUCUCCUUACACCGACAGCGGUGACUGCAAGAAUCAAGAUGAGGUCAACGCCGACUUCGCCACGAUCAUGUCCUACGCCCAAAGCAGCGGCAACACCUACGACUUCGUCCGUAUCUACGGUACCGAUUGCGACCAGGUCGCCAUGGUCCUCAGCGUUUGCGAGAAGUACGACCUGAAGAUCUUCGCUGGUCUUUACAACAUCUGGUCCGACCUUACUACGGAGCUUGGCCUUCUGACCGACGCCGUCAAGGCUAUCGGCAAUGACUGGUCCAGAUUCAACACCAUCUCCAUCGGUAACGAGGUUGUCAACCAAGGCAAGCUUGCUGCCAGUGCUGUCAAGCCCAUUGUCGACACUGCCAGAGGCGUCCUCACGGCCGCUGGCUACUCUGGCCCCAUCGUCGCCGUCGACACCCUCGUUGCCAUGGUUGCCAACGGCAAGGACCUUUGCGGUGCCUCCGACUACGUUGCCGUCAACUCUCACCCCUUCUUCGACGGUAACGUUGCUGCCGAGGACUCUGGCGAAUGGCUUCUCAAGCAAAUCGAGGAGGUUUCCAGCGUCUGCGAUGGCGCAGAGACCUGGAUCACCGAGACCGGCUGGCCCACUCAGGGUAGCUCCAACGGUGUCGCUGUUCCCAGCGUUCAGAACCAGAAGGCUGCCCUCUCUUCUAUGAAGUCUGCUGUCUCUUCCAACAUCAUCUGGUUCACCGCCUUCAACGACAUGUGGAAGACGAACGACGCCUCCACCUUCAACGCUGAGCAGUACUGGGGUAUGUGCAACUAA